This is a messenger RNA of Helobdella robusta, 969 nucleotides long. RefSeq lists its product as hypothetical. The transcript is spliced from 3 exons. The record is from RefSeq and is a predicted model, not a curated record. Lineage: Eukaryota; Metazoa; Annelida; Clitellata; Rhynchobdellida; Glossiphoniidae. Bases 1 to 969 code for a protein of 322 amino acids.
AUGGGUUGCCAUGGGCUUCCCGAAAAAGGAGCCUUCACAAUGAAGAUAAAAAUACCCAAAUCACGAUGGUUUAGCAACUGUUACAACUCUAGAUAUAUUUUUCGGUUUUAUAUAUUUCACGAUAAUUAUUACCCAGUCGUUUACAAUAAUUCGCUCUGUAUUGAACACCUGUUGAAACAAAACAUUGUCGAAUACACCGAAUUGAAGAGAUUAAAUUUCCAAAUGCUCACAUUGAAGUUUCCAGUGAAUAAGGAUACAAACUACAUGAGAGACAUCGAUAUGGGUAUAUGUUCUAGAAAUGUUAUGUACUUUUUGCCUAGAAUGUACAAAGAUGAAUUGCUGACGUUAAUUGAACUGUACAGGUUUUUCGUGCAUGUAACGAAAAAAUCGAACACCGAAUUUUAUAUAAAUGGAGGAUCGCUGAUUGGACAAGUUCGCCACAACAAACGACUCAUUCCAUGGGACGAUGACAUUGAUGUCGUCAUCUCAGAGGACAAUCUUCAAAUAUGUUUAAAGGCCUUUCAAGACGAAGUUAAACUCUUGAAAAAUUCUACCAAAAAACUUUUCAAUUUAACUGAACCUCGGAUGAACUACAUCUCAUUCGGAGUUUACAGAAUUUCAAAUUUUAUAAAUUUCACAUCAAAAGUUCCAAGCCACACUUUUCCUUACAUAGAUGUUCUUAUGUAUUUAAAAGAUGGAGGAAGAGUGGUUGAUAUGAGGGGUUCAACAUUUCACCAUACAUACAAAGCUAAUGUUAUAUUUCCUUUGGUGAGAGAGGAGUUUUUAGGCGAGGCUACUUACAUUCCUCACAAUUUAACUGGUUAUUUUUUUAGAGAUCUAUCAUUUAAGGAGUCAUGUUCGACGAGGCAGCAUUGUCACAAACUUGAUAAAAAUUUAAAUACUCUUUAUAAAGAUAUCACAAAAAAUUGUAGUGAUCUUGAAUUGUUCCCGUUUUAUAAAAAUAUUUAG